Messenger RNA from Talaromyces rugulosus, 1173 nucleotides. RefSeq lists its product as uncharacterized. Lineage: Eukaryota; Fungi; Ascomycota; Eurotiomycetes; Eurotiales; Trichocomaceae. Gene Ontology annotation, molecular function: actin filament binding. Gene Ontology annotation, biological process: Arp2/3 complex-mediated actin nucleation. Gene Ontology annotation, cellular component: actin cortical patch; Arp2/3 protein complex. The coding region runs from base 1 to 1173 and encodes 390 amino acids. The transcript is spliced from 8 exons. The record is from RefSeq and is a predicted model, not a curated record.
AUGGCCGACGCGCCCAUAGUUCUCGAUGGAGGUACCGGUUUCCUCAAGGUUGGAUAUGCUGCGCAGAACUUCCCCGAGCAUCAAUUUCCAAGUAUAGUGGGACGACCAAUUCUCCGGUCGGAGGAGCAGGGCGAGAGCGAUGUUGUCCUCAAGGAUGUCAUGUGCGGAGAUGAAGCAGCCGCUGCUCGAUCAAUGCUUCAGAUUAGUUAUCCUAUGGAAAACGGUAUCGUCAAGAAAUGGGAUGACAUGCAGCACCUGUGGAACUAUACAUUUUACGAUAAGAUGAAAAUCGACCCUGAAGGCCGCAAGAUUCUCUUGACAGAACCACCUAUGAAUCCUCUGAAGAACCGACAGACUAUGGCUGAGGUCAUGCUGGAGGGCUACAACUUUGGCGGUGUCUACGUUGCGAUUCAGGCAGUGCUGGCUCUAUAUGCUCAAGGUCUUAGCAGCGGUGUUGUUGUCGACUCUGGCGAUGGUGUCACCCACGUUGUCCCCGUUUUCGAAUCGACCGUCCUCAACCACCAUAUCCGUCGAUUGGAUGUUGCCGGGCGAGAUGUCACAAGGAACCUGAUCGCUCUGCUGCUUCGCCGGGGCUAUGCCUUGAACCGAACGGCCGAUUUUGAAACCGUGCGCCAAAUAAAGGAGAAGCUGUGCUAUGUCUCAUAUGACUUGGAACUGGACCAACGGCUGUCCGAAGACACAACAGUGCUCGUUGAGUCGUACACUUUGCCGGACGGACGUGUUAUUAGAGUCGGCAGCGAGCGCUUCGAGGCGCCCGAGUGUCUGUUCCAGCCUCACCUUGUCGAUGUCGAUCAGCCCGGUCUUGCAGAGCUUCUCUUCAACACGAUCCAGGGAACCGACUUGGAUGUGCGCAGCAGUCUGUACAAAGCCAUUGUGCUUAGUGGCGGAAGCUCCAUGUACCCCGGGUUGCCCUCUCGCUUGGAGAAGGAAAUAAAGCAGCUCUGGCUGACAAAGGUGCUCCAUGGAGACCCAGAGCGAUUGAAUAAAUUCAAGGUCCGUAUCGAAGAUCCGCCACGACGGAGACACAUGGUUUUCCUCGGUGGUGCUGUACUGGCCAACCUGAUUGCCGACAAGGAGGACAUGUGGGUAACCAAGGCCGAGUGGGAAGAGCAGGGUAUCCGCGCUCUGGACAAAUUAGGUCCACGAUCGUAG